ACUAAGAAAUAUGGAUCGGUCUUCACCAUCCACCUCGGACCUAAAAAGGUGGUGGUCCUGGCGGGAUACAAGACGGUGAAGGAGGCACUCGUUCAGUACGACGAGGAGUUUGGAGAACGGGACUCCCUUCAAAUUUUACAUGAUUUUAACAAAAGCCAGGGGGUUUUAUGGUCCAACGGCGACUCGUGGAAAGAAAUGCGGCGCUUUGCUUUGACCAACCUCAGAGAUUUUGGGAUGGGGAAGAAGGCGUGCGAGGACAAGAUCACUGAGGAAUGUCAGCACCUGAUGGAAGUUUUAAAAAAGUUCAAYGGAAAACCUUUUGAAACAAUGCAGCCAAUAAACUAUUCUGUGUCUAACAUCAUCUGCUCCUUGGUCUACGGCAGCAGAUUUGAAUACAGCGACCCAGAGUUUACAUCCAUGGUGGAUCGGAUAAACAAAAACAUCCAAGUUAUUUUUUCUCCUUCCAUUCAGGUUUACAACAUCUUUCCAUGGCUCUUCAAAUGGAUGCCAAGUAAGAAGCAGUUUCAUAAAAUGUUUGAGAGCAAUAAGARGCAGAAUCUCACCUUCUUCCGCAAACUGAAAGAGACGCUGAACCCAGAGAUGUGCAGAGGAUUUGUGGACGCUUUCAUGGUCCGCAAGCAGAACCUGGAGGGAACCACAGUUUAUCCUCUGCUGGCUUCAGUCCUGCACGAUCCCAGUGAGUGGGAGAAACCAAACAGCUUUCAUCCCGCUCACUUUCUGGACAAAGAAGGAAAAUUUGUGAAGCGAGACGCCUUCAUGCCAUUUUCUGCAGGUCGCAGGGCUUGUCUUGGAGAGAGUCUGGCCAGGAUGGAGCUCUUCAUCUUCUUCAGCACCCUCCUGCAGCGCUUCCGUUUCACUCCUCCUCCUGGAGUUUCAGAGGAGGAAUUGGACCUGACUCCGUGUGGAGGCCUUACUCUCAGCCCUCCGCCUCACAAACUGUGUGCUGUUUCUCUGAUGUGAGACAGACAAGAGUCCUUUGAAACACUCCGUGGAACAAUUUUUUUUUAUUUAGUUUAUAAAACAGAAAAUAUUUGAAUGAAUAGGCACAAUAUUAUUGCUAAUAACCAAUAAAUCACUGCACUCAC
Molecule: messenger RNA, 1106 nt
Organism: Austrofundulus limnaeus
Lineage: Eukaryota; Metazoa; Chordata; Actinopteri; Cyprinodontiformes; Rivulidae
Product: cytochrome P450 2K4
Biological process (GO): xenobiotic metabolic process
Cellular component (GO): intracellular membrane-bounded organelle; cytoplasm
Molecular function (GO): heme binding; oxidoreductase activity, acting on paired donors, with incorporation or reduction of molecular oxygen, reduced flavin or flavoprotein as one donor, and incorporation of one atom of oxygen; iron ion binding
Source: RefSeq, a predicted model, not a curated record